Magnolia sinica is the source of this 4345-nucleotide messenger RNA. Its product is annotated as actin cytoskeleton-regulatory complex protein pan1. The transcript has 8 exons. NCBI's taxonomy places the organism in Eukaryota, Viridiplantae, Streptophyta, Magnoliopsida, Magnoliales, Magnoliaceae. The record is from RefSeq and is a predicted model, not a curated record. Bases 358 to 3909 code for a protein of 1183 amino acids.
UCCGAACGGUUGGAAACGAAGCCAGAAACAGAGAAGUACGCGAAGGAGGAAAAACAAAAUCGCCCAGAAGAUGCAAAAAUCGCUCCGAUUUUUCUCAACUUUCCACGCAAAUUUCUCAAGAAAGAAAAUCGAUUUCCGGGUAAGUCUUCUUCAAUGAAAUCGAUUCCUGUUUCUAAUUCUCAGUUUCAGUGCUUAAGAUCGAAAAUGGACGGAAAAACCAUGAAACUUCUCGAGAAUUACGUUUUAGGGCUUCAAUCUCGCUUCUGAAAUUAGGGUUAGGGCUAGGCUUUCUCUAUUUAUGGUAUGCAGAUGUAUUUAGGGUUUGGAAGUUAGUGAUAGAAAGCAGAAACCAUCAUCAUGAAAGGUCGUUCUCACCACCGGCUUCCGAUAUCCGAUCCCCCAGACGACUGGGGCGACGGGUCGUGGACGGUGGAUUGCGCCUGCGGGGUCAAUUACGACGACGGUGAGGAGAUGGUGAACUGCGACGAGUGCGGCGUGUGGGUCCACACGCGGUGCUCCCGCUUUGUCAAGGGGGAAACGUCAUUUGCCUGUGACAAGUGCAAGAAGAAGAAGGGCAGGAGCAACGACAACAGCGAGGAGACGGAGGUUGCACAGCUGCUGGUUGAGCUCCCUAACAAGACAGUGUGCGUGCGCCCGCCCGCAGUGCCGGUCUCGUCUCGGCGCCCUUUCAGGCUCUGGACCGAUAUUCCCAUGGAGGAGCGGGUCCAUGUCCAGGGCAUGCCCGGCGGUGACCCUGCUUUGUUUCAGAACUUGUCAUCUGUUUUCACGUCAGAGCUGUGGAAGUGCACGGGCUAUGUGCCUAAGAAGUUUAAUUUUCAGUACAGGGAGUUCCCCUGCUGGGAGGAGAAGAAGAGGCUCGAGUCCAGUGUUGCAGGGCCUGAGGAGGAGAAUGAGAAUCCGGUGGAUAGAGGGGCAGAUGUUUUGUUCUCUUUGUCAAAAGAGAUUAUUCCGUAUGCAACUCCUGUGGAGACGAUCAGUGGUUUGAGAAGUUUGGUUGAUGGAGCAGAGUGUGAGAGGAAGUCUUCUCCAAAGGAAAAGAGACAGGAGGGUGUGAAGGGUGGUUCGUGCGGCGGACGGAUGCAGAAUUGGGCAAAGAGGGAGAGGAACCAGCUUCGGCCAGUUGGGGUUCAUUUAGGGAAACGGAAGAAGGAAGAGUCAGGGGGACUGAAAGAGCGGAGUGGGAAGAAGAAGGCAAGGAGUACUGAUAAAGAGGCAGAUGACAGGAAGAGAGCUUCUACGCCUGCUGGUGAUGCUCAUACAUUGGAGUUCCAAGAGGGGCCUUUGAAGGUUGCAGAUAUUCAAGACUUAAAGAAUGAAGAUCGAAAGGAAACUAUACUAGCAGAACCCAACUCCGACAGUCAACUUGAAGCAUCCAAUAGUAAUGAUGUUCUCAAGCCUAUAUCAUUGGCUAAGGCACCUGCUGAGGUAUUCUCUAGUGAGGUAUGUGGAAAUGGUUUUCCACCAGAGACAUUGAUAAAGUUAGAGAAUAUUGAGCAACAAGAUUCUGCAAGUAUUAGGAUUUCUCCGACAGUAGAUGCUUUCGCAGUAUCUCCAAUGGAGGGAAAUGAUGUUGCAAGGGCUUCCAUAAAGCAAGAGGAUGGCAACACAGCUGCCGAUGGUUUAAAUGGUGUUAAAGAUGAAAGCCAAAAUAUGGGGGACUUAAGUGGAGGUUCUUCCAGUGUUGCAGUGGACUCAGAGACAAAGCCUCCUGUUGGUUAUCUGAGGAGCACUCUUCAAGGUGUGCAAAGCCCUUGCAUGCUUCAAGACUCGAAUGGUGCAAUUUCUUUGGUCUCUUUACGGACUAAUGUUAAAGCAAAAGGGGAAGUAGAGGACAACAAAGCUACAGGGUCUUCGGAAUUGGUGCCUUCUCCUGCUUGUGAUGGAAAGCUGGAUCUUGUGAAGCACUCACCUCAACGUUUGGGGACAUCUCCAGUGAAUGUCUCAGAGAAUCUUCAGGUGCAUGAUUCGACUGUAAGCAGUUCACUAUCUGUGGAGCACAAAUCAAAGGGUACUGAGAGGGAGUCAGAAGCAGUAGGUAGUCACAAUAAUGAUAAUACUGCAGAGGGAAUGCUUUCUAUACCAGUUGAGCCUCAUCGGUGCAGACAGGAGUCGGAUGAUUUGGCUGGGCCCUUGACAGUGCAAGAAGGUUCUCUAAAAUCUAGGCAUGUUGCCAGAUAUGUCGAAGAGACAUCAAAAUCAGGAGGCAUGAACCCGAGCCUUCCAGCACCUAGCUUGCGUAGACUGGUCGUAGGUGUUGGAAAAUCUUCAUCAGCUUCAUCCAGUGGCAUGGUUUCAAAAUCAUCUGUUUCCAGUACUUAUAAAUCAGUCACUACUCCAUCCCCACCAAGUGUCAAGUCCAUCCAUUUUUCUAAGCAGCGGGUGAAAGUGAAGUCAUCCACUGACCGUAAGAAAGACAAUGCAGCAUCUGAUGCAGUCAGAGAUGAAAGCAAGCAAGAGGUGCCACGAGCUUCAGUAAAAGACCGAGUGAAAAGCCCAGCAAGUGGACCCAAAACAUCACAGACAAACAGGAUUUCACAUGCUACCUCCACUUCCAAGCAUUCUGCUUCGGAUGCCAAGGAACAGGUGCUUUGUCCAUCUGCUAAAGCAUCUUUGACACAGAGUGCAGUGAUUUCUUCAGGUUCAGUGGAGCAUUCAGUUUCAUCACAGGUCCAAGGUGCUUCACAAAGCAAACAUACAGCUCCAGGCUCAAAGAAUGAAAAGAUAAGCCCAUCAUCUGCUCAUCCAUCAUCGAAAGUAAUUAAUCACAGCCCUUCAAUGCCUCCUCCAGCACCCGUUAAUGCUUCUGCAAUACUAAGCGACGAAGAGCUCGCCUUGCUAUUGCAUCAAGAACUCAACAGCUCCCCUAGAGUUCCUCGUGUUCCGCGCAUGCGCCAUGCAGGUAGCGUUCCACAGUUGGUUUCCCCAUCAGCUACAAGCAUGCUUGCGAAACGCCCAUCCAGUUCUGGAGGGAAGGAUCAUAUUUCGGUUUCAAGGAGAAAACCUAAAGAAGAGGCAUGCAAAGAUAACUCUCGCAAUUCCCGGGAUCAGGCCGAUGAAUCUAAAAAGAUGAACAGAUUACCGCCUUCUCCUGACAACAAACGUCAAGAUUCUGCCUUCACAACAGAUGGUUUGACUAAGAAGGAUGCACGCAACAGGUCUCCUGAUGGUGUAGCUUCUGCCAAGAAGAUCAUGCUUGUUCCCUCCACUCCUGUUGCAAACCCUCCUCCCCCUGUAGAGUCUAAUGACCAGAACCUGCCAUCCAUUCGUAGCUCACCUAGGGAUAUGUUGGAUGAUGAUGUGGGUGGAGUUGCCCGCACUCUACCAGGCUUGAUUGCAGAGAUCAUUAGCAAGGGCAAGCGCAUGACGGAUGAUGAGCUGUGCAAUGCUGUCCUUCCACACUGGAAUAGCUUAAGGAAGCAUAAUGGAGAGCCAUAUGCAUACUCAACUCACUCACAGGCUGUUCUUGAUUGCUUGAAGAACCAGAAUGAAUUGGCUCAGCUUAUUGAUCGUGGGCCCAAGACCAAUUCGAGCAGGAAGAGACGGAAGCUAGAUGCUGAUCCCCCUGUAGAAUCUGAGACUGAAGAUGCUAAAGACAAUGUUACGAAGCCCGUAGAAGACAAGAAUGUCAAGUCACAACAGGAGGACUUUCCCAAGGGCAAAAGGAAGGCCCGGAAGCGCAGACGACUGACGCUACAAGGUAGAGGCUUGAAGGAGGUCAGGAGGCGGCAAAAGGCAGAAGCGUCAGCAGACGACGACUUUGGGGUGUAUUCUCAUUCGAGCGAGGGCACUGAGGGCAUCUUUAGUGAGGAUGAGAGUCAGGGAGGUAGAAUAGCCACCUUUGCAAGUGAUGCCUCUACUUCCAGCUCAGACGAGAAUGGAAUGGUGUAGGUUGUAGAUUGGGGUUCCUUCUCAUGUCCCAAAUGGUGCGGAACUCACCUGACUGGGACGAUGAGAAGUACAAUGAGCAGCUGUAGAUCAUUGUAAUUUAUUGUCUGCGCGUCAGCCACUUCAGGAUGUGCCCCUAUCAGAUGGUUUGCAUGACUAGAGAAAGCCUCUGGUCUCAAAGCGGUGUGAGAAGAUCUGGUAGUCCCAUCAAUGGCAGAUUGGUGCAGCUCGACCGUUCAGGGAUAUGCUGAAAAUAUCGGAAGGGCUGUGUUAUUCUGCAUGGGAAUUGGGGGAUGCCCUGUUAAUAGAUUCUGGGGUGGCAAUUGUAAUACUAGUGUAAAUUAAUUUGUAUUUUAAGACCAUUUAUUUAAGCUGUUUUUUGGGCAUAUUUUUGCCAGCGAUUUGAAAGAUUGGAAAAGGCUGGAGGAAUUUCAAGACA